CCCAAACAAAUUGAUUCCUAGUCGGGUGCUCACUAGCGCCGUGUAUGUGGUCGCUGACCCGUUUGUGCCCGAAACUGUGUGUGUGCGUGUGUGUGAGUGUGUGUGUGUGUGUGUGUGUACGUUCCUUUUUUUAGCUUUUGCUAUUAUUUUAUGUGUUUCGCCAGUAACUUCUGUGUAAUAGCCGUAGUCUGUUUACGGUUUCAAGUUUUGUUUGUUCUAGUGUUUCCACUGACUGCUCUCAUAGCAUUUACACUUGUUCUUGUGGAGUAGUGAAUGCGUUCGAGACACCCAGCUUCUUCUUCAGUUGAGAGAGUGUUUGACCGAACGGUGAGACUUACGUACGCGACAGUAAUGACUGUCGUCACACAAAACGGCGGAAAUGGACGUCACGUCGUGGUGGUAUUGUGGACACCGCCGGGUGGUAUUUGGACCUUUAUCUGUUGGGAAGACGUCGGUAAGACAGAAUCAGACAACCAGCUCAUAUACCACUAAAUGCAACAUGCAUAGAUCGACCCUCGCUGACGUUGAAAUGCUUGACUCUAGCGUUGCUGUGUAAGUGAUAAUGGAGCCGCAACGGGUGCAAGCCAUAUAUAAUUUUACUGGAGAGCACACAGAUGAGCUCAAUUUUAAGAAAGGGGAUAUUAUCACAAUUACUCAGCCCCUGGAGGGCGGCUGGUUUGAGGGCACUCUGCGAGGCGUCACUGGUUGGUUUCCCGCAAACUAUGUUAUUGAUUAUUGGGGGAAUGCUGGCGUCGAACCAGCUAUUGAGGCACAGGCCGCAGAGGCUGCUGAACAUCGCGCAACACUCUUAACGAACAUUAUCAAAACUGAAGCAGCAUUUGUCAGAGAUCUCGACGCAUUCAUGAAUUCAACACUACAAUCGGUCUGGCGCUUGUUUGGAGUUGAAUAUGAUCUAAUUAAUCGCCAUCUUGAGCUCAUCCUUGAAGCACACCGAACACUCCUGUCAGGUCUUCGAGCCGAAGCGUCCAGACACCCGAAUAAAGUCGGCAAGGUGUUCUUAGCCAUUUUUCCUCGACUGCAAAGCGUUCAUAGAAAUUACUGCGCCCUUCAUCCCCGAGUUAUCAAGCUAAUAAUGAAUUCGAGUGCGAUAACAAAUGCCAGUCUAAAUGGUGCCACGAGUAACAAUAACAACAAUAAUGUACCUAACAUGCUCAAAUUAAGCGUCGGCUUGUCAGCGCCAUUCAAACGAAUGGAGAAAUAUGAAACGGUUCUCGAGGAGCUGACCAGGCUUACAGCCGAGAACCACCCGGAUCGCGGGGACUGUCAGAGGAGUUGCAGUCUUUUUCGUGAGCUCGUUCAGGAGAUAGUAGCAUUGCGACGACGGAAAGACGUCGAGACCGAGAUGCUUAAUGCCAACAUACGUAACUGGGAUGGCGCACCGAUUUCAAACCUCGGCGAAGUUCGCCUCACGUGCCCAGUCACUGCGCAGUGGCAGAACGGCCGAAAAGACCACUAUCUCGUCGUGUUCGAUUCAGCUGUCAUACUUGUGUCACUCUAUAACCCGAAUGAGUUCCAGUUGGACUGCAAAUUUCCUCUGGAGCAAACAACUGUCACUAAGAUGGAUAAGCAUCUAUCGUUGGAAUUUGCGUACCAAAAUACGAGAGUUCUCGUGACAUUUCACUCACCUGAGGAUUUGGAGAAACUUCGAAGUCGCGUGGACGUCUACGCGACGGUACAGAAACGCAACUCAUCGAAGUCAGUAGACGGAGGUUUGUCCUUGGUACCGACUGUGUCCAGAUCAGGAGCCAACGGAUCUCGACCAGGGACCCCAGAUCAGAUGCUGGAUGUUAACAUUAGUCAACAGAUGACUGCAUGGCCUUGCCAGCAGUCAUCGAGGGUAUCACGGCCAACGUCGCCUGCUUGGCCGAGACCGCCAUCUCAAAGGUCACAUCAACAGCAGAAUCAACAAUGUGGUUCACCGUUGGACACAGCUUCAGGCCAUUCUGAGCUGCCAGCAUCAAGGAUGAGUCUCAUGGUAUCAAGAAUUCGAGGCGUCUUACCCCAUACAAGAAUAAAAGUGCCGCUGCAGAAGGAGGCUGUUCCUGGCUUGAAGAGAGGAUCAUCUGCCCGAAAAAACAAAAAAGAACUUCCUACGCCCAUUCUUCCUCCGGAGCCACCGUUCAACACCGUCGACUACGAACGAGACCUGCAGAUCCUCAAAGUGGUUGAAUCAGUUGCGAAUCUCUCAAAGAAGCCAACCCCUUCCAUCCCUGUUGGGUCUUUAGCGGCUGCCGGCGCGACAUCGGCCGGGGGAUUGAGUUCGUUACCGUCGGUUCGAAUUUCUACCGUGACUGCUCACAGCGGGUCCCCAAUGGACGGGGAUGGAGUUCACGGGGCGGUAGGACCUGGGAGGCCACUCAGCAUUUCGCCAGUAUCCCCGGGGGGAACCGAUGGACACGCGGCAAGCAUUAGAAACGUUCAGAAUGACAUCGCAUUUCUCAAAGAGCAAGUGGCCAAAUUGCAGGCCGAGCUGCAAGAGGAACGCCGACAGCGAAGAGCUCUUCAGGAUCAAGUUAAUCUUUUUUCGUCCGUAAAAAGAAUGUAAAGCUGAUAUCUAUCUGCUUGAUAUCGAUUUUGUCGACAUUUUAUCGCACUGCCAAAACAGUGCGACAAAAUGAAUGUUGCAACGAUAAAAAAAAAAUGAAAGCCUGCGCUAAAUGAACGAAUCAAACAAUCGAGCUCAUUUUUUCAACCAACAAGCUGCAUGGCAAUACAUUUCAAAGUCGCGUCAACAAACGAUGAUAUAGGAUGGACGAACCUCCAGUCCCGAGUCCGCUUGGUCCUCGUACCCAUCACGUCCUUGUAACUCUCACGCACAUUUCUCUCUAAUUAGUUCUGUUAGAGCUACGUGUCGUAUCUGUGUGUUAUCCUACCCAUUGUCUUUGUCGUUCAUUCUUUGAACACGCAUGUAUUCGUAAUACCGCUGCGCGCUAUGUUUUUGAUGACGUGUCGAUGUUAGGAGCAAAUCAUUGCCACUAUGAUCGCUCGUUACAUGGGGACAAACGUAACGUUACCUAUUAAACUUUAGUUCCCAAUUUUAUAGGUGUUGGCGUUCAUUUUUGUAAGUGCACAGCCGUUUUUUUAUUGUUCCUUGCUUUGCUUUAACAACAUCGAAAAAGCAGAGCGCCUCGAAAAUUACUAGAUGCUAUCUUCCGCACCAACUUUGUAAAUAAUGCGUGGCAUCCUUGUUAACUUAUAGACGUUAGAAAUAUUAGACUAACUUCUUAAAUUAUGGAUAUCUCUCGUACGACCCACCUGGUCACUUACUCAACCGCUAUCUCGUUAUCAAUUUGUACCUUGUGGCUAUUGCUUUUUUGUCUCCUACGUACCCCCACCUACAUCAAUUUUUCGACCUAAUUUAACCUACAGAGGUGCAUAUUUCUGACGAAUGCUUGAAAUCUGCUGUGUAUUAUGGAAAAUCUGUGCCCGAAUAUGAAAGAUCCGUUAAUGCUGACGACAUGUAUGUACAUAUUGCAAUUCAAGCAUCUACGAAAAUCUCUCCAGUCAAGCUAUUACUAAAAAGGAGUUCUAAACCAACAACUGCGUAGGAAAGAACGAAUCUGAUCUAUAACUUAACGCGAGGGAAGCAGUCCUUAGUAAGCGAGAAUAUGAGAAGAAAAUCAUAUUAACUUGUUGGGAUUCGAAACUAAGAUCGAAAAGCGCUGUAUGCACCUACAUACACGCAUUCACACGUUUCGGAAAGUCGGAGAAGUAACACCAGUCACCAACUCUAAGACGAUUCGUGGCAAUAGGGGUGCAGUAAUACAAAAUUACUAUAAAGAGAAAAGCAGACAAACACUUAAUAAACGUUAGCUCCGUUCGGUGCAAAAAAACUAACAUGUACAAACGCUACACCGUAUCGACAUGGCACGUCGCUGUUCGCACGCAAGCUUUUUGUGCCAAACAGAUUUACAGUUGACCUGGAGAAUAAGUCGGAGCUUAUAUACAUGAACGCUACUAUAUACACACAUAUAUUUCUCUAUGGACAUAUUAUAUUUAUAUCUGCAAAAUAGCAAAACGCCUAAAUGGGCCCCAGUAGCAAAGUGCGCUUGUUGUUAGGAGUUCUAUUGUACAAAGACAAUAAUUAAAAAAUAAUACACUGACAGAUCGCAACUGACAAAUAAAUGCCUACAUAUCUCGACAAUGAGUCAACAAGUUAUCAGUGUACUGCAGAAUGAUGAGAUUUUCGAAGAUAUGUAGUUUGCUUCGUAAACUAGGGGAAGUGCUCGUCUUGGCUGUUAUUAAUAUUUUACUAAUUUACAGUAAUUAGCGGUCGAUGCCCUAAGUGGAUGUUAACUGUUGUUUUAGCUGGGACCCUAACCCGACGGCUGUACCAGUGAUAAGAUAUCGGAGUCAAUUACAUCUGCGAAAAUAUAUUAAUCUAAAAGGACAUUCAAUAGAGAUCUAGAGUAUUAUAGUACUUUGCAGUUAGAAAACAAAGCUCGAAUCCAAUCGGGUCUUCGAGCUCUCAAUUCGAAUCGCAGAGACGAGAAUAACAAGCUAACCUCACCUGUAGAAUGACCAAAAUAAUCGAGCUGGCUAUUGAAAACAAUGAAUAAAGUGUUACCUAAGAAUUUAG
Varroa destructor (honeybee mite) is the source of this 4600-nucleotide messenger RNA. It is a transcript of the gene RtGEF, whose product is annotated as Rho-type guanine nucleotide exchange factor. Gene Ontology annotation, cellular component: cytoplasm. Gene Ontology annotation, biological process: intracellular signal transduction. Gene Ontology annotation, molecular function: guanyl-nucleotide exchange factor activity; protein binding. The record is from RefSeq and is a predicted model, not a curated record. Lineage: Eukaryota; Metazoa; Arthropoda; Arachnida; Mesostigmata; Varroidae.